CGGCCAUUUUGAACCGAAAAUUUCAUGUGCGUGUGUGGACGGGUAACCUGCGACAAAGCCGUACGUUCCGCAGAAUAUUCGCAUUUUUUCGGUGGAAAUGUGCCAUUAAAUGGCUAAACGGUAUUGAAACAUAGUGCUCAAGUGACUAAUAAACAGUGCGAAAUGGAAACGGUGCGAGUUUUCAACCAGGAGCUCUCGGGGCUUUACGAGGCAAAGCCACCGAUCUCCAAGGCCAAAAUGGCCUCGAUUACCCGGAGUGCGAUGAAGGCGAUCAAGUUCUACAAGCACGUCGUGCAGAGUGUGGAAAAGUUCAUCUCCAAGUGCAAGUCGGAGUACAAGAUCCCGGGGCUGUACGUGAUUGAUUCUAUCGUGCGGCAGUCCAGGCAUCAGUUCGGUGCCGAAAAGGACGUUUUUGCGCCGCGCUUCGCCCGUAACAUGGAGCAGACGUUUGCGCACCUGUUCCGCUGUCCGCCGGAGGAUAAGAGCAAAAUAAUCCGAGUAUUGAAUCUGUGGCAGAAGAACAUGGUCUUCGCUCCUGAGACCAUUCAGCCGUUGUUCGAUUUGGCGAAUCCGGAACAUCCGCUGCAUCUUCAGUAUAAUGCAGCAAUGGCAGCCGCUGGAGGUAGUAGCAGCGGAGCUGACCAAACUAAUGCUUCGAACGGUAUGAACACCUCGGUUAUAUCGCACGAUUCGCCGGUUAUAUCGCACGAUGAUCAUGGUAACUCAACGCAGAAUUCGGACACGAAACCUUUGGACCAGAACACCAUCCGCCAGUUGCAGCAGUUCCAGCAGAUUCUGAUGCGACAGACCAGUGGUGGGGAUAGCUCGCAUGGUGGCGGCAAGGAUCAGGUUAAAUUCAACAAGAAAUUACUGGACUUUGACUACGGUAGCGAGGAGGAGGAGGACAAGAAUUCACCUUCGCUUCCGUCUACGUCGCUGCCGGACGGAAGCAAUAUCGCUGCCAUCUUGUCCGAUCCGAAUGUGCUGAAACAGUUGCAAAAUCUGCAGAAGCUGAAGCAACACGAGAUGGAGGAGAAGCAGAGCAAGCUGACAGAGAUGCGACUCCAGGAGGAGAAGUUCGAGAAGCAUCUGGCCAGCGUACUCAAGGUGGCUAGCACUAUUAAUACCCAACAGCAGCUUAUCGAUAAGUUACCCUUUGCCAAUGAGUGCGAUCUGAGUCGGCAGCCGCCGAUCGAUUUGAAUCCGGUGCUCCCCCCUCCAUCCAACAAGGAGGCCGACAUCGAUGAAUUUGGUGUUGUCACGGAGAUCAUCAGUGAUACACACAGCUCGCCCAGGAGUACACCGGCGGACCAGUACAAGUCAACCACUUCAUCCAGACGUCGGAAGAGUCGCUCCCGGUCGCCCAGGGACCGGCGGGAUCGAGAACGAGGUGGUGGUGGUGGUGGUGGUGGUAGUCGCAGAAGGACGCGGUCGAGGUCACGGUCCCGCACACAUUCACCGAGACGGGGUCGUGGAGGACGCGGUUCAUCCCGUGAGCGAGAACGGGUCAGCCAGAAGGACAAAGAACGUGACAAGGAACGGGAGAGGGAACGCAAGAAGCGUGGACUACCGGAUAUCAGGAAGGAGCAUCUCAGUGUUUGCAGUACGACUCUUUGGGUUGGUCACCUGUCCAAGCUGGUCCAGCAGGAAGAGCUUUCCGACACGUUCGGCAAAUAUGGCGAUAUUGUUAGCAUUGAUCUGAUCCCACCGCGUGGUUGUGCAUUUAUUGUAAUGAACCGUCGCCAAGAUGCGUACAAGAGUAUGCAGAGUUUGAAGAGCCACAAGAUGCAUAGCCGUACAAUCACCAUUUCAUGGGCCACCGGUAAGGGUGUGAAAGGCAAGGAGUGGAAAGACUACUGGGAUAUCGAUUUGGGCUGCAGCUACAUUCCAUGGAACAAGCUGAGCCCUAAUACUGAUCUGGCUAGCUUGGAAGAGGGAGGCAUGUUUGACGAAGAUACAAUGCCACAGUGGAUGAAGGAUAAGAUUGCCAACGCUACUAAGAAGGACGAGGAACCGCCGAUUAUUGCGAAUCCAAUUUAUCCGGUCGAUACCAGCCAGCCGCCGCCACCGGCAAUACUGGGCAUGGGUAUUCCACCUGCGUUCCCGAUUGGCGGUGUUCCGAGAAUGCCAAUGAUGGGUAUGCCGAUGGUACCCCCCGGUAUGGGUAUGAACGUACCGCCACCGAAUUUGAUGAUCCCCGGUGCAAUGAACAAUCCUCCUCCACUGCCGAUACCGAACCCGGGAGGUUUCGGAGUCGGAGUAAACGUCGGAGUGUUACCGCCUCCUCCACCGAGCCACCUACCCCCAGUAAUGCAUAUGCACCCGGCCGGUGGUGAUGAAAUGGACAUUGAGAUGGAGGAGGAACCUCCGAACCACGGAAACAUAAACAUGCACCAUCCGCCUGCCGCCAUACCGAUACCGAAUGUGGCUUUCUUUAACCAGCCACCGCCGCCUCUGUUACCGCCUAAUAUGCCCAUUGUUGCCGGGAUGACAUUUGGUCAGAAUAACGAGGAUAGAAGUAGAGAUCAGAAUAGACCCGGUGGACGAAAUCGUGAUGAUUUUGAGCGGCGUGAUAAUCGUGACGACCGUGAUCGUGACCGAGGAGGGCGAGAUGACCGGGGAGGGCGUGAUGAUCGUGGUGGACGUGACGACCGGCGUGGGUUCGGUAACGAUCGCGACGGCGGACGAGGUCGAAGAAAUAUUCGCGAUGACAAUGAGCAAAAGAAUGAGCGCCCAAGUCGUUGGGGAAGCAACGAUAGAAAUCGAGCUGCACCGGUACCACCAGUUGGUGGCAAUGAUGGGGUCCGAGAUGAUAGGCCACUUUCCGAGCGACUGCGGGAACUGGCCGAAAGAACUGCUGAGCAAGCUAGCGAAGCUCAGCAACAGUUUGGCGGAGGAAGAAACUUCAGAGGCGGUCGUAAUAUGAACAAUGAUGAAAAUGAUUCGGCAGAUUUUAAUAAUCGUGGUGGAGAUGAUUUUGGAGGUCGCCGUGGAAACUUCCAGCAGGGAGGUCGUUUUAAUAACAACAAUAUGAACAACAACAUGAACAACAACAUGAACAACAACAACCACAAUCAGCGGGGAGGUGGACGAUUCAACAAUAACCGCGGAGGUCCAGGAUUCGGGCAAAACCGCCAACAGCAGCAUGGUGGUCCAGAAGACGAGAUGUCGCCAAUGAACAUCAUGUCUCUUAUAAACAUGGACAUUUUUUCAAACAACGGACAACAGCAACAUGGUGGGGAUGGAGACCAGCAGCCACCAUUCUUUGAUCGUGGUGGCAGAGGAGGUGGUGGUGGUGGCGGUGGUGAUUUCAACAAUCGUGGACAAAACAACUGGAACGAUGGAGGAAAUCGUGGUGGAAAUCGUGGUGGACGUGGCAAUUGGAGGGAUAACAACGACGGUGGAGACAACAAUGACAGAGGAGGUGGUCGUUUCGGUCGUUGGAAUGAUCAAAGAAAUCAGAACCAGAACCAGAAUCGCUGGGGUGGUGAACAGGGCGGUGGUCAGCACGAUCAACAGCCGCAACAGCAAGAUUGGAAUCAACCACAGCAGCAAUCGGGUGGUUUUGGUGGAGGUCCCCGUGGUGGAGGUGGUAACAACAAAAUCGUUACAUGGGAUCAAAUGGACGAUGUCUGGGAUGAUGAUCUUCCGGCAGCUCCGGUAGCACCAGUUCGCAAAAUUGAGCCACCAAAAGAAGAGAUACGACCAGAGCCAGAACCCGAACGCCAACAUAAACCAGAAGUGGAGCAAAAGCAAAAUCGGCAAGAACAAGAGUUCCAACCAGAUAAUCAGGAUCGUCAAACAGAACACCAACCACAACAGCAACAGCCACAAAAUAUUCAAGAACCACAAGAGCAGCAACAAAAUAUUCAAGAACAACAACAGCAGCACCAAGAGGACGAAAUCCGGGAAAAGUACAUUGAUAUGGGCAGCAUGAAUCAAUCGGAACCUCAGGAAAGACACGACGAACAACAACAGCAGCAGCAGCAGCAGGAACACAGUGUUAGGAAACGAGGAGGCACUCCUCUUUUCGACGAAAUGCAAUCAACGGCUGAGCAGCAGCGGGAGCGUGAAAUGGCAAGAAAUCCAAGUCCACCACCCAGAGAGCCCGAGCCGUUUGCUAGAAAUCCAUCACCGAUGCCACUGCUGGGUAGACCUCAGCUAUACACACCGUCUCCACCACCGGCAGCAGCCGUGGUAGUAGCUGAACCGGCUGCUGUUUUUGAGGCGCCAGAACCUGUGAAGGAAGCUAUCGUUUCGGAUCAUUCGGAAUCUGCUGUAAAUCCAGCGCUAGAGCCACAAGGUGCUCCUGCUGAGUGCACUACUGAAUCACAGGAAUCUGUUCCGGCCGCGGAGGAUGCUUGAUCAAAUCGAUACGAUAACGGGUAUUUAGUAUGAACAAUGAAAAUGCUCGUUGAAGAGAUGGUUAAAAAUUUUCCAAAAGCUACGCAUCCAAUGAAAUGUUUUACGACCGUACAGCAAUUUUUUUUAUUUAACUAAUCAGCAGUAAGUGCGCGGACUCAAAUAUUUUGGUUUUUGUCAAUCCGAGUUAGAAGUAGAUUUUGUUUUCAGAAAAUGUGAAAUAGAACACGUUAAAAUAAUUUGUAAAAUUUUUCAUGGAAGGAAAAUUAUUAGUUUUAAUUAGUAAAAGAGUGUUCAAAAUGCAACACUUCAAUUUCCCAUUAUACAACAUCAUAAAAGUAUAAAAAUAAUGAAUAAACUUUUUGAAAUCAUACAAGGAAAUAAGGCUGUGAUAUUUUGUACGAGGGACGUGGUUUAGUAGUUGCAUUUCAUCGUUUUGAGCAGUGUGUAAAAAAAGUAUCAAAGAAUCCUGAAGAAGCUGAUGUUUCUAGAUAAGUUUAUGCGGAAAAAUAAAUCACCCCGAGAUUAUUACAUAAAAUUAGAUUGUUUGGUAAUAAGUGAAACGCAGAAAGAACCGGAUUAAUUUUAAGCACACAUGUGGAACUUUUCUAGCAUAAAAGGUAGGUGUUAGUUAUUCGCCGCGGGAAUUCAUCGUGGGAUGCCGCGGAAUCAACACCACCUGUCGACCAUGAGCAUGCGGAAAAGAAAACACGCGCUUGCACUCGAGUUGAGUGACUUGUGCAAGGUAUUGUGAAACUAAGCUUGUUAUAUUUCGUUUCAUUAGAGGAUGAUUUUUGUUUGUUAUAAUAGAUUGUAUUCACCUAGCAAUGGCGGCAAUGAGAAAUGAUUAUGUAUUUAGGGUAGCAAGACCAAAAGACAUUAUAUAUUUUCUGGAUUCAAGUAGUUUGCAGCGAUGACAUUGUCACGGAAUCGGAACAACUGCAAAUCGUACUAUACGAGAGAUUUAGAUGAAAAUGCGCUACCGAAACGAACAGCACCAGUCUACAAAAUAUCACAGUGAUUUACUAUUUCGCGUUACAUUUGAUCACAUCAAAAAUAUCUUUACUCGUAAAGAACAAGCAUGCAUAUAACCUCUUACAAAAGCUAAUAUAUGGUAUAAGUAUCACCAAUCAAUAAAUAUUACACAUAAUUGUGUUGCUCUAGCGAGUGGUUGCGAAACAACAAA
Topomyia yanbarensis is the source of this 5548-nucleotide messenger RNA. RefSeq names its product SR-related and CTD-associated factor 8 (gene Isha). The coding region runs from base 163 to 4365 and encodes 1400 amino acids. The record is from RefSeq and is a predicted model, not a curated record. NCBI's taxonomy places the organism in Eukaryota, Metazoa, Arthropoda, Insecta, Diptera, Culicidae. The transcript is spliced from 12 exons. Gene Ontology annotation, cellular component: nucleus. Gene Ontology annotation, molecular function: RNA binding.